GGAGGAACAUAAAGUACGACAUAAAAACAAACUGUUAGAAUUCCGCGCGGAUUCAUUGGAUCGGCGCUGCACCUCUCUUCCCUGGGUCGAGGGGAGCGAAGGGUCGAGAGGAGCGAGAGGGUCGAGGCUGCUCUUGCGCUCUGGGUGGCCCUCCCCGCUGCCGGCGCUCCACGCUGGCCGGCGGCGGCGGGGCCGCGGCGGAGCCCCGCAGGGCUCCGCGCGUGCGCGGAAGGGCCCGGCGCCGGGCGCGCGCGGGGGGCCGCCGGGGGCUCCCGCGGGCGGCCCCACCCGCUCGCGGGGCGGUGCGCCAGGAGAGCGUUUUUGCUGUUUUUCCCUCCAUGACCAUGGGUACCUUUUUCCUCCUCUGAGGGAACGCCCGCUGUCGCCGAGGAAAAAAAUAAAAACGCUAUCCAGCGGGAGAGGUGGCCGCCCGGAAGGCGGAGGGCGCGUGCUCGUAUCCGGGGGGAGGGGGGAGACAAAAGUCAGGAGGGAAGAACAUGGAGGGCUGUGAGGAUUGGAAGACGCGCACAGCCUAAAUAGGCAGUGCGAUGCUCUUAUCUGCACCUGCCAAGACCUGGCUCAGCCAGCAGUCGGUGACUUCGCGCCCAAGGCGGCGCCGCCUUGCUCAGAGGAGCUAGACGGGGUCGGGGGCCAACGACUCGGGCUCACACGGCCAGGCCCGUCUUGGGAUCGUACUCCGCCUCGACCAAGAGACCGUCCUCGUACUUGACCAAGUCGUACUUGCCAGUUCUGAGAAGGCCGGCCGGUGUGUUGGACCCAGCCUCGCCGGGCUCGUAGGCGCGGAGUGCCGACGCCGGGCCGCCGCCGAUGGAGCCGUCGGGCCUGAUGGCCGGAUCCUCGCCCCAGGCACCGCAGCGCACGCCGCCGGCCUCCUCCAGCACCCGGCGGACCUCCCGGAAGGCGCCGAGGUCGGGGCGCACCGCCAGCGAGCAGUCGUCGAGGCGGUUCACCUGCUCGAAGCUGUUCAUACGGCGGUCGUAGGCCUCGUGGUGCUCGAAGUGCGAGGAAGAGAGAGCGGCGCAAGCACAGACCCGCGGGGCUCCGCGGGGACCUCCUGGAUUGGCGCCGGGCCCCCUCCCCCUCCCUGGCGCGCGGGGGCCCAGCGCCGACCCGAGGAGCCCGCGCGGGCCCUCAAGCACUUGUCCUUUUGCGACGCGCUCUCUCGCGUCCUCGAGAUGUGGGCAACCACCAGGUCCAGGGGCGUCUGCAGCGCAGCCGUGGCCGGCACGUUGGGGUCGGCCCUUGCCUCGAGGAGCUUCCUGCAGAAGCCGGCAGAACCGGCUGCUGCGGCGUGGUGGAGCGGCGUGCGGCCAUCGUCGCCCUUGGAGUUCACGUCGGGCCUCUUCUUCAGCACCCUGUCCAGGCGCGCGUGGCACUUGCCCCACGUGCAGAAAAUGGUCGCAAGCUCCACGUCGGGGGGCAUCCUCUUGGGGAGCUCCCCGGCGUCGACCUUGGGGACGACCACGGCCGCCAUCGCUGAGGCUGCUCGAGGGGCGCGGCCCGGGCGCGGCUAAACCCCUGCCCCUGGUGGGCGCGGCCGACGGGGCGGGGUGCGGCGCCAGCGGCUGGAGCCGAAAUAGCUACCCU
Prorocentrum cordatum is the source of this 1608-nucleotide messenger RNA. The record is from the annotation of a GenBank genome assembly. Lineage: Eukaryota; Dinophyceae; Prorocentrales; Prorocentraceae.